Messenger RNA from Striga asiatica, 1671 nucleotides. NCBI's taxonomy places the organism in Eukaryota, Viridiplantae, Streptophyta, Magnoliopsida, Lamiales, Orobanchaceae. The record is from the annotation of a GenBank genome assembly.
AUGAGAAACAUUGUUUUUAGCGAGCCAGAGAUUUACGAGAACUAUGAUCCAGUGAGACGUCUCAAUAAGAUGUGGGACUCUAUACGGGUUCCAAUUAUCGUCCCCCUUUUGCGCUUUGCGGUUUAUCUAUGUCUGGUCAUGUCAAUCAUGCUUUUCCUCGAAAGGGUCUACAUGGCAAUUGUAAUUGUCUUCGUCAAACUCCUGGGAAAGAAAAGGUACACCAAGUACCAGCUAGACGCCAUAAAGGAAGACCUCGAGAUGAAUAGGAACUACCCCAAGGUGUUGGUUCAGAUCCCUAUGUUUAACGAGAAGGAGUGCACGGCGAAAUUCUUAAAUAAGAACAUGGGGCAACAGAAGCUAAUAAAUAGGUACGUGACAAAAGCGGCAACCAAGGUUUAUAAACUAUCAAUUGGAGCUGUAUGUGGGCUAUCAUGGCCAUCAGAUCGGCUCAUCGUGCAGGUUCUUGAUGACUCCACCAAUGAAGAACUAAGGCGAUUGGUGGAAUUAGAAUGCCGCAAAUGGACAGAAAAAGGAGUUAAUGUCAAGUACGAGACCAGAAACAACAGGAACGGGUACAAGGCUGGUGCACUUAAAGAAGGCCUAAGGAAGGACUACGUUAACAAUUGUGAAUUUGUUGUGAUAUUUGAUGCCGAUUUUCAGCCAGACGAUGAUUUCCUGUGGAGGACUAUCCCAUACCUACUCGAGAACCCAGAGUUGGCCUUGGUUCAGGCAAGGUGGAAAUUUGUGAAUGCCGAUGAAUGCUUGAUGACUCGACUUCAGGAGAUGUCACUAAGCUAUCACUUCAGUGUGGAGCAGGAAGUUGGCUCCUCCACUUGCUCGUUCUUCGGCUUCAAUGGAACUGCCGGCGUCUGGCGUAUCAAAGCACUGCAUGACGCUGGCGGCUGGAAGGACAGAACCACAGUGGAGGAUAUGGACUUGGCAGUUAGGGCUAGCCUCAAGGGCUGGAAAUUCCUUUUUGUUGGUGACUUAUCGGUGAAAAAUGAGCUCCCGAGCACAUUCAAAGCAUACCGAUACCAACAGCACCGCUGGUCAUGCGGGCCCGCUAACCUCUUCCGAAAAAUGUUCAAAGAAAUCAUCAUGUGUGAGCGUGUUUCACUAUGGAAGAAAUGGCAUGUAAUAUACGCUUUCUUUUUAGUGAGGAAGAUUGUAGCACACUGGGUUACCUUCUUCUUUUAUUGCAUAAUAAUCCCAGCUACAAUCUUGGUCCCAGAGGUCAAUCUUCCAAGACCAUUAGCUAUAUAUCUUCCCGCGUCUAUGCAUCUGCUUGUCAUCUGGAUACUGUUUGAGAAUGUCAUGUCUCUACAUAGAUCAAAGGCAGCAAUCAUAGGACUCCUCGAAGCCAAUCGAGUAAAUGAAUGGGUUGUAACCGAGAAAUUGGGAAACACGAUGAAGCAAAAGAACAAUUCAAAAUCAUCCAAGAAGCCUCGAUCGCGCAUCAGAGAGAGGGUUCACAUCUUGGAGAUUCUAGUAGGGAUGUACUUGCUUCAUUGUGCGAUCUACAAUAUGCUAUUCGGACACAACCACUUUUUCGUUUACCUAUUACUACAGGCAGGAGCUUUCUUCCUCAUUGGAGUUGGACUGCAGAAUCAUGGUAGAACAGAGUUAGGGAGACAAUUUACAUUGCCCAUUUCUGAGGCUUUACAUGCCUAA